AUGUCCAAGUUACAAAGACAAGGCUAUGAUGGAGCUAGUAAUAUUAGAAGUGAGUUAACUGGUCUUAAAACAAAGAUUUUGAACAAAUACCCUCAAGCAUUUUAUAUUCAUUGUUUUGCACACCAACUUCGACUAGCUCUUGUAUUCGUGGCAAAGGAAAAUGAGGAUGUUGCCAAUUUCCUCAUUGAUGCUAGUAGUUUGGUGAAUCUUAUUGGAUCAUCAUGUAAGCGUCGUGAUGCAUUUAGAGAGAAACAACAAGAACAAAUUCAGAAAGCUCUUGAUCUUGGUCAUCUUGAAACUGGAAAAGGGUUAAAUCAAGAAAGUAGUCUCAUGCGUCCAUGUGAUACAUUGUGGAACCCUCAUUAUGGUACUAUAGUUAGUAUUAUUGUUAUGUUUGAAGCCGUGGUGGAGGUGGUUGAAUGGAUUAAAAGUCAUCACAACCAAGAUAAUCUUGGUGAAGCAACUAGGUUAUUCAAAGACAUACAAACUUUUGAUUUUGCGUUUCACCUUUUCUUGAUGAGACGUAUAUUGGGAAUUACAAAUGAGUUAUCACAAACAUUGCAAAAGAAAGAUCAAGAUAUUAUGAAUGUGAUGGUGUGA
Molecule: messenger RNA, 600 nt
Organism: Pyrus x bretschneideri (Chinese white pear)
Lineage: Eukaryota; Viridiplantae; Streptophyta; Magnoliopsida; Rosales; Rosaceae
Product: zinc finger MYM-type protein 1-like
Exons: 1
Coding region: 1-600 (199 amino acids)
Source: RefSeq, a predicted model, not a curated record